AUGGCGGAGCAGCCGCCCUCACGUCCAGAGAGCUGGUGGCCUGAAUGCCAGGCUGAUGCCAGUGUGGAGGCCACUGAGCAUCCGCUGUCCAGCUGUGUGGCUGAGGUUCCGUCGGUGCUCUGUGCCUGGGCCCGCGAGCACAGUGAAGAGCCGGGAUGCAGCCUGGAGCGAGGGCCUGGCCAGGAAGGGCUGCAGUGCGGAGCACCUGGGCACACGGUGGGCUCCAGUCUGGCCAAGGGCCUUGAGGACCCUGCACUCUGCUCUUCUCCUGAAGAGUCAAGGUUGCAGGAACCGGGCAGUUCUGUCCGGUUCUGUCUGCUUGCUGACAGCAGUGCUCACGAGCUCAGCCUGGGCCGGCUCUUCCUGAGCUGGGCCCCGCAGUGUGAUUUCCUGCGCGCUCCUGUCCCAGACACCUGGCCUGGGACCUCUUGGUGGCUACAUGCGCAGCUCAAGCUCAUGGGCCAGCCCGGCGGGCAGAGGUUGUGUGGUGCUGGCUGCCGUAUGGCUCAGUGGACGGCUUUCGCAGGCUGCCUGGCCCAGGAGGCUGCGGCCACGCGGACUGACAGCGGCAAGAGUGACGGCCCCACUGCGCCCCAGUGUGGCAACUGCCUGUCAUCAGCCACCGCUGUGGAAGCCACUGCAGCCUCGGGGCUCCAGCUGCCAGGACGCGUAGCAGCAACGCUGCUGAACUCCCCUUGGCCAAGACUGGCUUGGCUAAGGCCCCUGGUGUGGAAGGCCCCAGGGGGCUCUGUCUGCCGCCGGGGUGUCCCUCUAGCCUGUCCACCUGCGGCCUUUGGCGUCCAGCCUGAGAAACUGCUGAGCUGCUCCUGCUGCCCUGCAGACCUUUUCUGGCCACAUCAGAGCCUGCGCUCCCAGACGCUUCUGGCUCAACGUGGUUUCUCUCUGCCCACGGGGACCCAUGUGGGCUGCCGUGGGGCCGGGUCCCUGGAGCCGGGAGAGACAGCUCCCGAGCGCGUGGCGACCCCCCGCCUCCCCCAGGGGACCUGCCAGGGCGGCUUCCGCUCCUCGGCCGCAGGGAGCCCCCCGCUCACACUCCAUCAUCGAGGGAUGACAGCGGGAACGGUGGGAGUUCAUUACAGGGACCAUGAAUUGUUGGAGUCAAUAUCUUCCAGCUGCAGGAGCGGCUGUUACGGGGAGGUUUACAGCUGUGCCCAGGAUGACAGUGGCGCUGCCGGGAUGGAUGUUCCUGUGCUGGGGGUUGGGGACCGACGACCCGCUGCGACGCUCCCCCAGCCGGGGCCCAGCCCCCAACCCGGUCCACUGCCCCCGGACACCAGCUUCCCGGGAACUGGACGGCGGCUGCGUCCGACAGAGGGAUGAUGGAUGGCCACUGCACUGCCCAGGAGAGCGCCCAGCAGCAGCCGUGGGUGGGGGCCAGCUCGGUGUGGGGUGGGAUGCGGGGCGGAGGGUCCCGCGCCCCAAGCCACAGUGUGAUCGGCCUUGGCUUCCUCAUUCCGACAGUGGGGCCUGUGCCCAGGGGCCCUGAGCUCCUGGAAAUGCAGCUUCCAAGGGAGAGCAGCCCCAGGUGCUGGGUCCUGCCACCAGGCGUCCUGCCACCGGGCCACUGCGGGGCGUGGAGCCGGCCCGGCCCGGUGAGACUUCCACCUUAAGGUGUGCGGAGCUCUCCACGCAGAGUCCUUGCUGCCCCCGCCACCCUGGUGACAAAUACUAAUGUCUAAAUCAGCAGCCCGCCCGGCCGGCCGCCUGCUCAUGUUCUUUGCUGAAAUGUCACCUGUUCCUAUCUAACGAUUUGCAUAAUGCAAAGCUUCUCACUCGUAAAAUACAGAUUAAGAGGGGAAGCCAGAGUCAUUCUGGAACCAGGGAGCCAUUUCAGAGGGAGCGGGGGAGGCACCGCACUCUUAACCCCGUCCCUGCCGGGCUCCACUCCUCGUCCUGGGGCAGCACUGCCUGCAGGGCCACAGUGUGGGGUGACCCUGACGUCCUGCACGUGCCGCCAGCCCUGUUGUGUAUGGAGAUGUCUUUCCUGCCCUCCAGCUCUGCUGCUUUCCCCGGAGCCUGUGGUUUUGGGGGUGCAUGUGCACCCUCAUAGCAGGAGGAAGAUGGGGUGCCAUAGGCUCCCAGCUGCUGCCCUGACAGCUUCUCUGAGGUCUCUGUUGGAGUUCCCCCACCCGACCCUGGCCUCCUGUGGCUUCAGGCAGGGAGAGGCCCAAACCCACAUAGUCUUCUCCACCCUCCCUCCAAAUCUGAGUUGGUCAUUGCUCUUUAUAAAGCUGGACCCA
Messenger RNA from Chinchilla lanigera (long-tailed chinchilla), 2261 nucleotides. RefSeq lists its product as uncharacterized. Lineage: Eukaryota; Metazoa; Chordata; Mammalia; Rodentia; Chinchillidae. Bases 1 to 1341 code for a protein of 446 amino acids. The record is from RefSeq and is a predicted model, not a curated record. The transcript has 8 exons.